CAGAAAUUGAGAUCAGAUGCGGCACAUGGAUUCUGCCAUUGCUUGUUGUCCUCAUGUCGCUCACUUGUUAUCGCACGUACUACUUUCCGCCUAAAAUUGAGCGGCAAUCAUCCACGCCGUCCUAAUUUCACCUCGACGGCUGCAUUUACUCAUACUCAUUCAGGGACACGUGCCUGAGUCGUAGAAACAUAUCGUCCGAGGUCUCCUCUACACAGAUAGACGUUUCACAAAUUGGGUUGCCUUGACUCUCGGAGGCUAAUUUCCAUAAACCCAUUUGAGUUCUGCCACUGUCCUGCCCAUGCGAUUGCCACGUUGGCCGCGAGUCGGGCAGUCAAAUUUAAUUUGCAUCUUUGAUUCUCUGCCAGGUUCUGCCAGGUUGAUCAUCUUCCCUAAUAGGGCGUAUUUGCUCCCCGCCAAAGCGAAGAUUUCCGCCUUUUGAUCUUAAAUAUGAUGUCUGAUAGCAGAAAUUUGGGUGUG
This is a messenger RNA of Mycena citricolor, 477 nucleotides long. The record is from the annotation of a GenBank genome assembly. Lineage: Eukaryota; Fungi; Basidiomycota; Agaricomycetes; Agaricales; Mycenaceae.